AUGCCAGCAGAUUCCGCAGAUCAAUCCUUCAAGUUCGAGUCGGCGUUGGAGGGAGAAAGCGAAGUCGAGGCUUGGCUUCAGAGCCUUCCCAACAACUGGGAGCCAAUCACGUCAAUGCUAACGGCUACUACAGAUCAGAUUGUAAAUGAACUACGAGAUUUCAGCGCAUUCGUCAAAGUGCUGUUCACUCCUAUCGGUCGUAAGACGUUUCCUGUCGAACUUCCACCCACCGUACUCUGCGACGCUUUGUUUGACAAGGAUGGCAAUCAGAGGAAACUCAGAGAUGAUAUCGUCGAAAUGCAUGGGAAGGUCCCUCUGGCCCGUCUUUUGCUCCUCUCCUGUACUGAACCUGAAGUUGAAGUUGAAGAACGCAAGAUGAUUCCUGAGUAA
Molecule: messenger RNA, 390 nt
Organism: Stereum hirsutum FP-91666 SS1
Lineage: Eukaryota; Fungi; Basidiomycota; Agaricomycetes; Russulales; Stereaceae
Exons: 2
Coding region: 1-390 (129 amino acids)
Source: RefSeq, a predicted model, not a curated record